Molecule: messenger RNA, 2082 nt
Organism: Penicillium pulvis
Lineage: Eukaryota; Fungi; Ascomycota; Eurotiomycetes; Eurotiales; Aspergillaceae
Exons: 1
Coding region: 1-2082 (693 amino acids)
Source: RefSeq, a predicted model, not a curated record
AUGGCCCCCGCUCGCUCUUCUCGGCCCGUUCGCCAGAGCCGAACCCAGGUUUCAUCAUAUCAUGAGGAGACCACUUCGGAUGAGUUGGACCAAGAUGUCUCCCGACGUGGCUCACUUUCUUUGCGCCCUCGGAAUACCCCUAAAAACCGCCGGUCAUAUCGCGAGAAGUCCACUGAUGAAAGUCUGGGGGAGCUGUCGGAUGAUGAUGAGUUGAACGAUGCAGCAACUGCCACUGGGCUUCCAGCUGCGGAACAGGUUCCUGGCGCUUCCCCGACUAUUCCCCAUGCCCUGAAGCGCACUCGACGUGCAGCAACCUCCCGGUCCACCCCAAACAAGAGACCGCGGCCAAAAUCGAGGGCAUUGGGUCAGCCGUUGAAAAAGCGAUCGAAAGCCCAGCCAGAAGAACCGUUCUUCUUGGGAUCUGGCGUGAUCCCUCCAUGGCAAACGCUGCCAUACCAUAUACUUAUUGAAAUUUUCCUCCUAGCUUUCUACCCCCUUGACGACCCUAAGAACCAGGCCGCCAAAAAGACUCCUGGCAAAACACCGGAGACGAAGUCAACCCACAAUCUACUCGGUAUCGCGGCUCUGUGCCGUGGAUUCUCGGAGGCAGCUCUUGCAGCUCUCUAUUACCGGCCUCCAGUAUUUUCCGCAUAUGACGGACAUGGUCUCCUGAACCUUCUUUCGAUGCCGCUGGACUCUCAAUUCAUAAACUACGCAGGGAAAAUCAGGGAGCUUUACAUCGACGCUGAAACAGUUCUUACUUUGAAAAGUGGCCCAACCCUCGGUUACUUUGAUCUGCUCCAAUUGCUACAAAAAACCCCCCGACUUCACACCCUACGCCUAUACCAUCCCGAGGAUGUUGUGUUGGGGCUACCACGAGUGGCUCUUACCCUGGCGAAGUGGAGCUACUCGCAACCCCUUUUUUCGACCAUUGACCAAAGCGGUAUCAAAAUUCGCAGUUGGGAGUGGAACGGGCGCUUUCUUGACACAGCAUCGUUGCUUCCUCUUAUGCUAGAAAAACAUACAGGUGCCUCGUUUCAAGGAGUCAAAGACAUCCGGCUAGUCCAUCUCCUUGAUCAUGACCGAGAGGACACUGCUGCCAAGGAAACUGCUCUUGCCACCACUCUCAAGGCAUUGCCCGAGAUAGAGCGUCUGGAGUUUUACGAGUGUAGCAUUUUGGCGGGUAGCAUUUUAGAGCAACUGCCACCAACGCUUCGCUCACUGACAAUCUCCAACUGCGAUCGACUGUUGGCCAGCAAUGUCACUGAACUCCUUAAAGUCCACGGAGGACAGCUUCUUGAUUUGACGUUAAACCACAAUCGCCACAUGAAUCUGGAGUUUAUGCCCCAUCUAGGCAUUUGUUGCCCUCGAUUGGAGAGAUUCAAGGUAGAUAUUUCGAUGUAUGACGUUUCAAGCUACCAUGACCUCGACCCCCAUUUUCAGCAGCUUAUCUUUCGGAAUCAACAUCCAACCUGGCCCGAAACUAUUCAAGAGAUUGAGCUGUAUCAGCUUCGACACUGGAAGUUGGAUCUGGCCGAGAUGUUCUUCAUGUCUCUUGUGGAAUCUGCACCCAAAUUGAAGGACUUGCGGCGAGUAGAUAUCAGUGCCAUUCUCCCGAUUGAAUGGCGGGACCGUGCUCAAUUUCGAAAGAAAUGGGAUGACCGCUUCAAGAGGGUAUUCUUGCGGCGUAGCCCUCCGCCAAACCCAGACUUUCGUUCUCUGCGAAAACGACCAUUGGCUCCUGUUCAACGUGCUCCCACUCCAGAAGCCUCGGCACGUCCAGGCACUGCGGACAGUGAAACGCUUACCCCCAAGCGGCACAGUAGCCGCAUAGCACAGCAAAAGAUCCCUGAAGAUACCGACUUAGACGAGGUUAAGUCCUCUCAUUCUGACACUGACACCCAAUCUGCCGAUAAAGAUGAUGUCCAGGGAAUGUGCGAACAUUUCACGAUUCGCAUUGACAAUCAACGACCUAAUGAAAACCAAUACAACGAGAAAGAUUUCCUCGAUCCUGAAAUCAGCGGCGAUGAGGACUGGGACUCCGGUGCUGAUUUCGAAUCCGAAGAUGGUCAUGCGUGGUGA